Elaeis guineensis (African oil palm) is the source of this 3349-nucleotide messenger RNA. RefSeq names its product ATP-dependent Clp protease ATP-binding subunit ClpA homolog CD4A, chloroplastic. The record is from RefSeq and is a predicted model, not a curated record. Gene Ontology annotation, molecular function: ATP binding; ATP hydrolysis activity; protein binding. Gene Ontology annotation, cellular component: cytoplasm. Gene Ontology annotation, biological process: cellular response to heat. Lineage: Eukaryota; Viridiplantae; Streptophyta; Magnoliopsida; Arecales; Arecaceae.
UUAAAACUUCUCCGCUUUAUAUAAAGAAAGGAUACCCUAUUUCCUCCUCAUAUAUUGCCCGCUUCUCUCUCUUCUCCCCACCCGAUUCUUUGGUAUCAAGGUUUUGCCUUACCCUUCGCCCCAUCUCCCAGGGUGUGACGUUUAUACAUCUAAACUUAUUUGUCAUUGCUGGGAGUCAUGGCUGGAACUCUGGUAAAGUUAGCUACUUUCCCUGCUGUCACAAGUAGAGGCCAUAUCCAGAUCCAAGGCUCUAGGAAGCCAAGCAGGUUAGCCCUAAUGAUGUGUAAUGUGAGAGUAUCUCCUCUAAGAAUGCAAGGGUUCACAGGACUGCGACAAUUAAAUGCCUUGGAUUUUCCAUACAAAUCUGGAAGAGACUUUCAUUUUUUGAUAUCAGCUUUAAGUCCUACUGCUCGAGGGAGGGCCAAACGAGUAGUUCCUAAAGCUGUGUUUGAGCGAUUCACAGAGAAGGCUAUUAAAGUGAUCAUGCUUGCACAGGAAGAAGCUAGACGUUUGGGCCACAAUUUUGUUGGUACAGAGCAGAUUUUGUUGGGUCUUAUUGGUGAGGGAACUGGUAUAGCUGCAAAAGUUUUGAAAUCCUUGGGAAUUAGUCUUAAGGAUGCCCGGGCUGAAGUGGAGAAGAUUAUUGGGAGAGGCAGUGGAUUUGUAGCUGUUGAGAUACCUUUUACGCCACGUGCCAAGCGUGUCUCGGAACUUUCACUAGAGGAAGCCCGGCAACUUGGUCACAAUUACGUAGGAACCGAGCACUUACUGCUGGGUUUGCUUCGUGAGGGUGAAGGGGUAGCUGCUCGUGUACUUGAGAGUUUUGGCGCUGACCCAAGCAAUAUUCGUACACAGGUCAUUCGUAUGGUUGGUGAAAGCACAGAAGAUGUUGGUGCAGUGAUUGGAGGAGCAAGCAGUGGCAGCAAGAUGCCUAUGCUUGAGGAGUAUGGGACUAAUCUGACAAAGUUGGCAGAGGAGGGUAGACUAGAUCCUGUUAUUGGGAGGCAGCAACAGAUAAAGCGUGUUACACAAAUCCUAGGCAGGCGGACCAAGAACAAUCCUUGUCUUAUUGGAGAACCUGGUGUUGGAAAAACAGCUAUUGCUGAGGGACUCGCUCAACAUAUUGCAAAUGGUGGUGUUCCAGAAACAAUUGAAGGAAAGAAGGUGAUUACCCUUGAUAUGGGUCUUCUUGUUGCUGGCACAAAGUAUCGUGGAGAGUUUGAAGAGAGACUAAAGAGACUGAUGGAAGAAAUCAAAAAGAAUAAUGACAUAAUACUCUUCAUCGAUGAGGUUCACACAUUGAUAGGUGCAGGAGCAGCAGAGGGUGCAAUUGAUGCUGCAAACAUUUUGAAACCAGCUCUUGCAAGGGGUGAACUUCAGUGUAUUGGAGCCACAACACUUGAUGAAUACAGGAAGCAUAUAGAGAAGGAUCCAGCUUUAGAAAGAAGAUUCCAGCCAGUAAAGGUUCCAGAGCCAACAGUUGAUGAGUCAAUACAAAUUCUGAAAGGAUUACGUGAAAGAUAUGAGAUCCACCACAAACUUAGUUACACAGAUGAUGCUAUAGUUGCUGCUGUACAAUUGUCACAUCAGUACAUAAGUGACCGCUUCCUCCCUGACAAAGCAAUUGACUUGAUUGAUGAAGCUGGUUCACGUGUUAGGCUUCAUCAUGCACAGGUAUUAUCUUUUGUUCCUUGUUCAUCAUUGUUUUAUAAUUAUUGUAGUUUAAGCAUGCUGACUUGCUGCUUUCAGUUACCUGAUGAUGCAAAAGUACUUGACAAGGAACUUAAGCAAAUUGUAAAAGAGAAAAAUGAUGCUGUUCGUAGCCAAGAAUUUGCGAAGGCUGGGGAGCUACGAGAUAGGGAGUUGGAACUGAAGACCCAAAUCUCGGCUCUGAUCGAGAAAACUAAGGAGAGAAAUAAAGCAGAAAGUGAAGCAGGAGAUGGAGGCCUAGUUGUCACAGAAAAAGACAUUCGGCAUAUUGUUGCUUUGUGGACCGGGAUCCCUGUGGAGAAAGUCUCAACUGACGAAUCUGAUCACCUCCUUAAAAUGGAAGAGACUCUUCACAAACGUGUUAUCGGCCAGGAUGAGGCUGUCAAAGCCAUUAGCCGCGCUAUCCGGCGAGCUCGCGUUGGUCUAAAGAAUCCAAACCGCCCAAUUGCCAGCUUCAUUUUUUCAGGCCCCACUGGUGUUGGGAAAUCAGAACUAGCGAAGACGUUAGCUACCUACUAUUUUGGCUCUGAAGAAGCUAUGAUUAGGCUUGACAUGAGCGAGUUUAUGGAGAGACACACUGUUUCAAAGCUUAUUGGCUCACCACCUGGAUAUGUUGGCUAUACCGAGGGUGGUCAACUGACUGAAGCAGUUCGUCGUCGGCCAUACACUCUUGUCCUUUUUGAUGAGAUCGAGAAGGCCCACCCUGAUGUUUUCAACAUGAUGCUCCAAAUAUUGGAAGAUGGAAGAUUGACAGACAGUAAAGGGCGGACUGUGGAUUUUAAAAACACCCUCUUGAUCAUGACAUCCAAUGUGGGGAGCAGUGUCAUUGAGAAAGGAGGUCGGAGAAUUGGUUUUGAUCUGGACUAUGAUGAGAAAGAUGGUAGCUAUAGCCGAAUUAAGAGCCUUGUUACAGAGGAGCUGAAGCAAUACUUCAGACCAGAAUUCUUAAACAGACUGGAUGAGAUGAUUGUGUUCCGGCAGCUGACAAAGUUGGAGGUGAAAGAGAUUGCAGACAUCAUGUUGAAGGAGGUCUUUGAGAGGAUGAAAGGAAAGGGGAUAGAGCUUCAAGUUACAGAUAGGUUUAAGAAAAGGGUAGCGGAGGAAGGUUACAAUCCUAGCUAUGGAGCAAGGCCGCUAAGAAGGGCCAUCAUGCGGCUUCUUGAGGACAUCUUGGCUGAGAAAAUGCUGGCUGGAGAAGUCAAAGUGGGUGAUUCAGCUAUUAUGGAUGUUGAUGCUGAUGGCAAUGUUACAGUUCUUAAUGGCAGGACUGCCGUAUCAAUCCAUUAGAACUAGUUAUCCUCUUUUGAUAAGUUAAUAUUGUCUGCAGCAGUUAAUUUCUUCAGUUUAUGUUUUAGUUAGUUUCAAAAGCUUCUAAUGGCUGGUAGCUAUGCAGUCAAAUUUCAGAGUAAAAAACUGAAUUCUUUUUGUCUCUUUGCUUGUUUCAACAUACAACCCCAUUCUUUUGCUUUGGCUUAAAUUAUAAUUACUGAAAGGAUGAAGGAUAAUGUUAUCAGAAAUAGCAAGGGUGAAGAAAGAUUCUUUUGAUUCUGAUUGCAAGUCUUGGAACAUUCAUUUUAUUGUACUAAGACUGGCAACGUUGUGGAUAUAUUAACAACACUUUCUUUUUGCAUAGAGUUAA